Messenger RNA from Plenodomus lingam JN3, 1782 nucleotides. RefSeq lists its product as uncharacterized. NCBI's taxonomy places the organism in Eukaryota, Fungi, Ascomycota, Dothideomycetes, Pleosporales, Leptosphaeriaceae. The record is from RefSeq and is a predicted model, not a curated record. Gene Ontology annotation, molecular function: metal ion binding; hydrolase activity, acting on ester bonds; nucleotide binding. Gene Ontology annotation, biological process: nucleotide catabolic process.
AUGAAGUUCCCUACAUGGUCAUUGGCCCUUUCGGCGCUGACGGUGGGCGUGGCCGCCGAGGAUGCUUUGUACAGUCGGCGAUUGGCGAAGAGAGGUUUGGAUGCUGAGGGAAACUUUAACAUCUCCUUCUUCCAUGUCAAUGAUGUCCACGCCCAUCUCGAUGAAUUCAGCUCUUCGGGGACCGACUGCACACGUCCUGAGCGCGGCUGCUAUGGUGGUUACGCCCGGAUCAAAACCGUAAUCGAAGAGAAUCGCCCGAAUUACAAUGACAGCCUCUGGCUCAAUGUCGGCGACGAAUUCCAAGGCACCCUAUUCUACUCCUUCUAUGGGGGCGAGAAAAUCGCAGAGACGCUCAAUCAGCUCAACUUUUCGGCCAUGACGCUCGGCAACCAUGAGUUCGAUGCUGGUGAUGAGCAGUUGGGACAAUUCUUGGAGAACCUGACGUUCCCCAUCAUCAGCGCCAAUGUGCACAGCGAAAAUGAAAAGGUCAAUAGGAGCGUGAAGCCAUACCACAUCUUUCAACAAUAUGGGUUGGCACUUAUCGGUGUUACAACGGAUGAGACACCCAGUAUCAGUAACCCGGACGAGUCUACCACAUUUUCCAAUGUAGUCGAGUCCGUACAAGGAGCCAUUGACGAAAUCAAAGCCACCACCAACAUCACCCGUAUCGCAGCCAUCACGCACAUUGGCUACGAAAAGGACCAGGAGCUCGCCGAAGCCACGACCGGCCUCCAACUCAUCAUGGGUGGGCACUCACACACUCUGCUCGGCGACAUGGAAGACGCAGAAGGCAAGUACCCCACCAUCGUCGAGAAUAAAGGCGGAGACGAAGUCUUCAUCGUAACCGCCUAUCGCUGGGGCGAAUACGUUGGCUACAUUGACGUGACCUACGAUCCCUCUGGUAAAAUCCUCGCCUACCAUGGCGCACCCAUCCACGUCACCAACACCACCGAGCAGGAUGCAGACCUGCAACGCCAAAUCGAGGAAUGGCGCGGUCCCUUUGAAGAAUUCGCCGCCGAAGUCCUGGGAACAAGCAACGUCCCGCUCGACCAAUCUUCCUGCCAGCGUCAAGAAUGCCUCCUCGGCGACUUCAUGGCCGACGCCAUGCUCGCCUACCGCAGAAACAAUAGCCAAGACGUCGACUUCGCCCUCAUCAACGCCGGCGGCAUCCGCGCCACCAUCGACAGCGGCGACAUUACCCGCGGCGAAGUCCUCACCUCCUUCCCCUUUGGAAACGCCAUCGUCGAAAUUGCCGUCAACGGAUCCUACCUCUGGUCGGUCCUCGAGGGCAUCGUCACCGGCGUCAACCUCUUCAACAACGAAGAAGUCACUUCCUUUCUCCAAGUCAGCUCUGGCAUCAAAAUCGAAUACAACCCCGAAAACGCCAACGGCACCCGUCUCAUCGCCGUCACCAUUGGCGACGAGCCCCUGCGCAACGAAACCACGUAUCAAGUUGUCACUCUGGAUUUCAUCGCCGGCGGCGGCGACAACUUCUUCCUGCCAACAACUGACUUUGCUACCCUGGAUACCCAGGAUGAGGUGCUGACGGCAUAUAUCCUCGCCCAGAGCCCCGUCGACAUCCAACUCGAUGGCAGGAUUGCGCAGGUGGAUAGGCAGAGGGAGGGGGUGCCGGGUGCUAGCAAUGGUACUACCAAUGGCACGAGCGAUGCAUCAGGACCAGUGCCGACGCAGGCAUCGGGUGCGGCGCCUCGUUUGGGUGCGAGUGCGGGAUCCCUUGGGGCUGUGCUUGUUGCGGGGUUGUUGGGUUUGAUGCUGCUGUGA